AUGCUGUGCCUGUCUGGAGCCAAAGUGCUCAGCUGGUGCUGUCAGGAGAGAUUUUACCGGGGCGAUUACCACAUUGAUGUCUGCAUCAAUGACUACCUGGAUGUUUACUGUCCACACUACAUCAGCCCAAUCUCUGAUGACCGGGCCGAGCGUUACGUCCUCUACAUGGUGAACUACGACGGCUACAGUUCCUGUGACCACACCGCCAAGGGGUUUAAACGUUGGGAGUGCAACAGGCCUCUGUCUCCCAACGGGCCACUGAAGUUCUCUGAGAAGUUUCAGCUCUUCACUCCUUUCUCCCUAGGCUUUGAGUUCCGUCCUGGCAGAGAGUAUUAUUAUAUCUCCUCUAUUACUGACAUCAAAGGGAGGAGGAGCUGCCUUCGACUCAAAAUCUUUGUCAGGCCCCAAAACAAUUGUCUGAAAAACUCAGGACAUGUGCAGGAAGGAGUAGACUUUGAUGAGAACAGCCACAACUCCCUUGAACCCAGAGAUGGCAUCAGUCACGAGUCACCAGAACCAGCAAGAAGGGAUGUGAACUCUGUUGGUCAGCACCAGUUUCCAGUAUUCUUGCUCACCACAGCUCUCAUGUUCCUGGCUGCCAUCUUGGCUUUAUAGCGCCCAGUCACAGAAAUUUCUAUUGCGAUGGACAGCCCUGAUUGGACCACAAGCCGCUCUAUCCUGCAACACCUCCCCUCAAAAGCAGCACUUUAAAAAAAAAAAAAAACGCUGAUUAUCUCUCAUGGUGAAAGGGGAGAACAGGGGACUUCAGCCAAGAAGCCUUUUUUGUUUAUUGACUUUUUAGAAAACACAAACUAGUGUGAUUUCUUGAAUUUUUUGGGUGAGCGCUGAUGGUCCUGAUGUGGAAGCGUCAAUUUUUAUUUGCUUCCGUUCAGAGGAUGCAGAUGUUGCACUGUUUACCUGUAUUGAACACAAGCACACAAACAUAUUUUAGAAGCAUACUCUCACCUACACAAUCAAUUCAUUUCUUAACUUGAACAGUUUAGAAGCACACAUUUACAGAUGUAAAUUGAUUUUGGUGCGUGUGUGCGCUUUUGGAAAUGGUCACGACUUGAAAAGCCACUGAAUCUCACUUCAGCGCGAAAGAUGUGAGAGCCACAUGUCACAAACAGGGUGGCGAAAAGCAAGCAUGAUGUUGCUAGGAGACUGCUGCUAAGACCAUGGGGCUACAGGGUGGGCCAUGUCAACUUAACCUUCUUCUCAGGAUAAAAAGGUUGGAUCUUCACAGACCAUGUCGGACCCUUAUAGAGAGGGGAAAAAAGAUUUAAAGAAGCACUAAUCUUUAGUGUUAGGAAUAGGAGGGAUUUAAUCAUCAAUUAAUGUAUUGUUGUUUUUUUCUAAAUCAAUCACAUAAUUCAAUUGUAGUCGCCAACACGGGUGUACAGGUGAAUAUUUGAAUGAGGCAUAGAAGUCUGUAUGGUUUUUCUCCAGGUAAUGUAUUUUCCUAUUUAUUGUAAAGUCUUUGUGUUUUUUUCUCUUCUGGUUUAGUCUGUCAGUGAAGUAGAAAGGCAAUAAAAGCAAAUACAGCUUACUUCAUAGUAUACACAGUUCAUUUGAUACACAAACUCAUAAUAAAACACAUUUUUUGUGUCUGUUUUGGAAUUUUCACAGAUGAUGGCUUUUGAUUGUUUAUGACAGUCCAAGAUAGAAAAAAUGGUCUGAUGUGCAUCAGGGUGUAGAAAUAGUGUGUUUGUGUUUUUCACUUUGUCAUUAACACAUAUUACAAAUGUAGUUUAAAUGUCACUAUAGUUUUUGUGAAUCACUAUAUACAAAGCUAUUGUAAAUACAAGCACAUUUCCUACAAAGUUCAGGGAUGAGACCAUGAUUACAUUUUAAAAUGUGACUUUUUUUGUCUUUUUUUAGGGAAUAUCAAAAAGCAUCUAAGUGGAGAUAGGAAUUUAUCAGUAUUGUGAUAAAAUUAGAAAGCAGGUGGAGGAGAUGUGUGCCACAUAUCCUAUUUUGAUGCUAGGUAAAGUAGUGUUCAAACAGUAAAUAUGCUAGAGGGAGCCACCUUGAUUUAAAAAAUAAAAAAAUUAAAAAAUCUCGAGUAAAAAACUGACCACCAAGAGACCAGGAGUAGGCAAACUGAACCUUAUACAGUCAAAGAGGGAUAUGAUUGAGGAAGAUGUACUGAAAUAAUCAAAAGAAGCAAGGGUGCACUGAUACCCUACCCUGCUUACAUAAACUAAACUAUGGAGUAUUAGGGCCACUGUUCGGAAAAAUACAAUAAAAGAUAUUUACAGUAGAUAUACCCUGAUAAAAAUUCUAAAGUGAAACAAAUGGAAAGUAGUUCAAGCUAACUUUUUAACAAUUUCCCUCAAGUGACAAACUUUGCAUUCAUUGUAAUUCUAUGUGAAACUUUGAGAUAAUAAAUUAAUGCCAUAACUGUGAAGUUGAGAGGCAAUGACAGGAUCAUGCUUUUUAUUUAACAACAUUAAAUUGACAAACUAGAGUUAAAGUUUAGUUUUUACACUGACCAUUUAAAAAUCCAAUCAUAAAAAAAUGGAUCACCUUGCAGCCUCACCAAAUUAAACAAAAAAACAAUCAGUUAUUUUUGUGGAUACUAUGUAUCCAGUGGUAAGUCUGUUAAAACAAACCAUUUUAUAUUCUCCGUUUAUUUUUUUUCCAAAUUUCUUUGGAAGGGAAAAUCCGCUGACCCAUUAAAGUUCCUGUCAAAAAAACCUUUGAUACAAAAAUAUUUCAGUUAAUUUUGUAUGUCUUUUCUACGUGAGAAAAAUACAGGAUCAGCUUUGCACCCUCUGCCUGUAAACAUGGGCAAAUAUCAAACAUGCACCACUGUCUCGUUACAAUCAUGAACCUACAGGUCGGAAUAAAAAAAAAACAAUGGAUGUUGACAAUACUGAAAAUCUUUGCUUUGAAACUUUCAUCCACUGUGAUUAUGCAUCCAUUAUAUCUUAGUUCUCUGUUUGUGGCACUAAUAACAUUAAAGUGUUUCCAAGCCACCACAGAGACAGAGACUUCUAUUGGUUUAAUCGUGUGUUAGUUGCAGUGGCAUUAUUUUGUUUUUCAUAUCAAAAUGAUGAUGUUUCAUGUGCUGUUCAACAAACUGUGUUGGAUAUUGUGUUUGGAGGACUUCUUCAUCACCUGAUUGUCUUUUUUUUUGUGCAUCUAGCGGUGGGAAUCUUUGUUGCUUUAACAACUACUACCCCCAUCCCCAACAAGGAAAUGCCACAAAACUGCACAAUUUUUUUAACAUUGUAGUGACUGUGUCAUGUGCUAUAUGAGUUCUAUUCUCCCUGUUACUUAACAACGAUAUUCUAAUGUCAUUUUCCUGUUCAGUCUCUCACUAGACUUUUCUACAAAAAGGCCAUGUCUGUAAAUACACGUGUUGGAGCAGCUAUGACUGAACUAAAAGAAACAAAAGAAGGAAAAAAGAUUUAAUAAAUGUUUCUUUGUCGUU
Messenger RNA from Menidia menidia (Atlantic silverside), 3439 nucleotides. Lineage: Eukaryota; Metazoa; Chordata; Actinopteri; Atheriniformes; Atherinopsidae. The record is from the annotation of a GenBank genome assembly.